UUGGCCUAUCCACAUUCACAUUCAACUCCUUGCUUGCAAAUUAUGGAGAAGCAAAACAAGAGGUUGGCAGUUUUGGUAGGCUGCAAUUACCCCAACACCCGGAACGAGCUCCAUGGUUGCAUAAACGAUGUACUCACCAUGCGCGACACGCUGGUGAGUCGGUUUGGGUUUGAUCGGAACCAAAUUGAGCUAUUGACUGAUGAUGGAUCUGCAGCAGUCUUGCCAACAGGUGCAAACAUUAAGAAGGCACUUGGUGAAAUGGUUGACAAGGCUGAACCAGGAGAUGUCCUCUACUUCCACUAUAGUGGGCAUGGAACAAGGAUUCCAUCAGUGAAACCAGGCAGGCCCUUCAGGCAGGAUGAGGCAAUUGUGCCUUGUGAUUUCAAUCUCAUCACCGAUGUGGAUUUCAGACAAUUAGUAAACCGGUUGCCAAAGGGAGCAAGCUUUACAAUAGUGUCGGACUCAUGCCACAGUGGAGGUCUCAUUGACAAAGAGAAGGAGCAAAUCGGACCUUCUCAUGUCACAACUGAAAUCAGUAGCACGUUAUCUGGUUCCUAUAACAAGACCAAGGCAAUUCCUUUCGAAUCCAUAUUGGAGCACCUCGUCUCCUUAACUGGCAUAAGUACAUCAGACAUUGCAACCCACUUGUUAGAGUUGUUUGCAGCCGAUGCCAGCCUCAAGUUUCGCUUGCCUCUACUCGAACUCAACUUCUUCGAGUCGUUGAAGCCAGAUGAGGGAAUUCUUCUGAGCGGGUGUCAGGCCAAUGAGACAUCGGCGGACAUGAUGAACCCGGUGAUGACGGGCGGAAAGGCAUGUGGAGCAUUCAGCAAUGCUAUUGAAAUGGUUUUGAAGAAGCAUGAGUCUCCGCUACGUAAUAGAGAGAUCGUGAUGCUGGCCAGAAUAGUUCUUAAAGAACAAGGCAUUGAGCAGCAUCCUUGCCUCUAUUGCAAUGAUGAGAAUGCCGAUGCUACUUUCUUGUGUCAACCGGCUCUUCAGAACUCGAGUUUAUAAGAUAUCUAUUGUUUUAUUUUUAUUUUUAAAGAUACCUAUUUAUGACUCUACUACACUGUAUGUGUUGAUAAAAAAUAAAAUAAAUUGGAAGUAAAAACACAAGACUUAGCACAAAAUUUUUUAAAAAAUUGUAUAAUUACUGUAUGUAUUUAAUGUACAGAGUCACCUUUCCAUAUAUUAACUUGUUAUUGGUCUCAUAAUUGGAUGAGGGAUG
Molecule: messenger RNA, 1225 nt
Organism: Argentina anserina (silverweed cinquefoil)
Lineage: Eukaryota; Viridiplantae; Streptophyta; Magnoliopsida; Rosales; Rosaceae
Product: metacaspase-9
Exons: 2
Coding region: 43-1011 (322 amino acids)
Biological process (GO): proteolysis
Molecular function (GO): cysteine-type endopeptidase activity
Source: RefSeq, a predicted model, not a curated record